ACUUGAGCAACUUUGGUGGUUGCACUCUCACCUGAUUUUUGCGUCCUCACUCUCUCUCUCUCACAUCUUUGCUACCCCAGUAGAUGAACCCUACUAAAUUUUCAUUUUUUUUUAUUUUCAUGUAAUCCUUUUACAGUCUCAGAUCCUUAAAGUUUUCUUGAAUUUGUUCUUGCUACCUGUUUGAUUUUCCCUCAAAGUUUCAAACUUUUAAGGCAAUUUCAACAAGAUUCCCUUUUUUGAGGUAAGGGAGUUAAAGGGUGUUCUUUUUUUAUUUAUUGGAACUUAAUCUGUUGGAUGUUCUUGAUUUUUAGAUGGGUUUUGGUUGUUAAGGUGUUUGAUUUGCUCAAACAAAAAAAAAAAAAUCAUUUCUUGAAGUAAGGGAGUUAAACAGCAGGGUAUCUCUUCUGAUUGGAAACUGAUAAGUUCUUUGUUUUUUUGGGAUGUGUAUUGAGUUGUUUAGGGGUUUGAUUAAGUUUCCAGUUUUAAGGCUGUUUGAGUACAAAUUUCCCCCUUGUUGAGGUAAAGGAUUAUAGGGUUUUCCUUUGAAUUGUGUCUGAGAAGUUUUUGUAUGGAUUUUGGGUUUCUGUAGGCAUAUAUUCUUGAAUUUGAUGGAGGGUUUCAGUUGUACCUGAGAAGUUUCUGUUUGGAUUUUGGGUUGCUGUAGGCAUAUUGCUUGAAUUUGAUAAAGGUUGUCAAUUGUAUGUGAGAAGUUUCUGUUUGGAUUUUGGGUUGUUGUAGGCAUAUUUUCUUGAAUUAGAUAAAGGGAUUUUGCCUGUAUCUGAGAUUGAUUUUUUGAAUUAGAUUUUUGUGAUGGUAUAAAUAUGAUGGAGAAACUUGUUCAUCUAGUUGCUAGAAAUAAAGUGUUAAUUUGGAGUUAAAAUGGAUCGAAAUUGAUCAAGAAAACGUUGUGCUUGGAAUUUGAACUUAGACUCUCUCUAGGUAUUAGUGUGUUGUAGUAGUAGACACUUGGUUUGUUGUGCUUCAAUGGAUGACAUUGAGGAUAAUGGGAGAUAUCCACCCAACCCUUAUGGCUUGAACCAGGGUUAUGAGUCAACCAAUUGCCAGAAGCUUUCUGUUCACGACACUUCUUAUUCAAGGCAUGUCGACAAUCAGUAUGUGGAGGAGGCGGAUGAUGAUGAAGAAGUUGAUGAUGAAGAAGUUGAUGGCGAAGAAGAAGAAGAAGAUGAUGAUGGCGAAGAAAAUGGUGUCCAGCGGAUAGGGAAAGAUGUGUUUGAUGACGAUGAUGAUGAUGAUGAGUAUGGAGAUUCACAGAGGCAUCAAAAGAAGAGGAAGUUAAAGAGCUUGUUAUCAAGUUAUGAGUUUGCACCUCGAGUACCACCACCAUCUACUACAGCAGCAACCGCUCCUAAGCCUUCAUUUGGUGGUAGGAAUCCACUUUCAGAUUGGUCUGAACAUGAGACAUUCAUUUUGCUUGAUGCUUGGGGUACUAGGUUUGUUCGACAUGGGAGGAAGAGUCUUCGAUCAGAGGAAUGGCAAGAAGUUGCAGAGAGAGUGUCACGGGGGUCCAAACUUGAGAGGACAGACACCCAAUGUCGUAACCGUUUGGAUACUCUGAAAAAGAAAUACAAAAAGGAGAAGGUGAAGUUUGCAGAGACUAGCAGUACCACUAGCAAGUGGGUGUACUUCAAAAAGAUGGACAUGUUACUAACAUCAACUCCCCAGAAAACUGGUGUUUCAUGUGGAAUGGACUCUGGAGAGUAUGUUUUCAUGAGCCCAAAAACUUAUCUGAAUCGUGCUAAUGGCUUGGAUGAGAUGAGGGACAGUCCUGCUAACUCAGAAUCUGCUGAUGGUGAGGAGGAUGGUUCAGAGGAUCUUCCACCAAAAAGAUCAAGAAAUGUACAACCAGGUGGGAAUGGGAAUGGGAAUGGACAUUCCCAUUUCAAAUUAAUUGCAGAUUCUAUCCAUAAAUUUAGUGAGAUAUAUGUGAAGAUUGAGAAUAGCAAGAGACAGCAAAUGAUGGAACUGGAGAAAAUGAGGAUGGACUUCCACAGAGAAUUGGAACUCCAAAAGAGGCAGAUUAUGGAGAGAGCUCAGGCAGAAAUUGCAAGAAUACGUCAAGGAAAUGAUGAAGAGAACGACAUGUCUGCUGAAAAUGUUAGUGGAUGAUUAGCCAGAUUAUCUCUCUAUUCGUUCUAUGUUGGCUAUUUUCCAUUGUUGUAUUAUAUCUUGCAUUUUAGUUUCUCACCAUUGAUGGCUAUAUGCAAGACAACUUAAUGUGAUGUAAGAAUGUAUCUGGUUGUAGUUUCAGCAGUCAAUAAUAACAUUAUGGAGAUC
This is a messenger RNA of Solanum verrucosum, 2295 nucleotides long. Its product is annotated as trihelix transcription factor ASIL1-like. The coding region runs from base 985 to 2127 and encodes 380 amino acids. Lineage: Eukaryota; Viridiplantae; Streptophyta; Magnoliopsida; Solanales; Solanaceae. The transcript has a single exon. The record is from RefSeq and is a predicted model, not a curated record. Gene Ontology annotation, molecular function: transcription cis-regulatory region binding. Gene Ontology annotation, cellular component: nucleus.